Molecule: messenger RNA, 3475 nt
Organism: Epinephelus moara (kelp grouper)
Lineage: Eukaryota; Metazoa; Chordata; Actinopteri; Perciformes; Serranidae
Gene: sgk1
Product: serum/glucocorticoid regulated kinase 1
Exons: 10
Coding region: 811-2106 (431 amino acids)
Biological process (GO): protein phosphorylation
Molecular function (GO): protein serine/threonine kinase activity; ATP binding
Source: RefSeq, a predicted model, not a curated record
UUUUUUUCUUGGCACCGGGCCUCCCUCGGCUCAGGCUCAGGCUCUCCCUCUCGUCUUUUGUACACCGAGGGAAAGCCUGCGUCACUCCCGGCCGUUUUAAUUGAGUAGCAGCCAAAUGGUGAAGCUGAUAGGCCUGAUUCAGAUCCGAUUAUUUAUACAGGACCAAGUUGCAGUCUCGUUGGGGGAGGCAUGGAUACCGGGUUACAAAAAUAAUCAGGAGCUUGGAGACUAAUCCCGAAUCUCAUGAACUCUCUCGAGCUUUCAUUUCAUGCUCACAUGUCUGUACAGUUUCUGUAUUCCCUGGAACAUUAAGCUACAUCGUAUGUUAUAUUAAUGGACACAUCUGGAUGUCAUUAGCCUAUAGGGUUUGUUACAGUCUGAAAUGUCCCUGUCUUGCUGUCCUGGUGACAAGCUAAGACUUUGUGACACAUGGGGUAUUGAGCAAAGUUGCUAUGGUGUUGCACAAACAUAUGUGCAAAUAGUGCAGCCUUUCAGUGAGCUGCGGUAAAGGCAUUUAUUUUUUUUCACUUUUUUCCUAUGUUUUUGACGCAAGCACAUCUUGAGGUGCGGCUAUGACGCGCUACGAGCGCAACGGCCUCUGAUUGGCCCACAACGGGAUCGAUCAUCUUCUCACGGUCCAUUUAGAUGAAAGAACUGUUUGCACAGGAUCACGCCUACCAGGGGGUGUGGGUGUUUGCAGGGGAAAGGAAAGGAAGGGGGGUAGCUCCUCCCUCCUCCCCGGGCUUAUUAUAAAACAACAGCCAGAGGCCUGAUGGUUAUAUUUUCAGCUGCUGUUCAACUCAUCACAUCAUGACGAUCAAAACAGAAACAGAAAAGUCUGUCCUGACUUACUCCAAGUCUAGAGGGCUUGUGGCUUUAGUCACCGCUUUUAUGAAACAGAGGAAGAUGGGGCUGAACGACUUCAUUCAGAGGCUUGCCACAAACUCCUACGCCUGCAAGCAUCCUGAAGUUCAGUCUAUUCUGAACUUGAGUCCCCCUCAGGAUGCUGAGCUCAUGAACGCAAACCCGUCUCCCCCUCCCAGUCCAUCCCAACAGAUCAACCUCGGUCCGUCCUCCAACCCCUCAGCCAAACCCAGCGACUUCCACUUCCUCAAGGUGAUCGGCAAAGGCAGCUUCGGCAAGGUGCUGCUUGCACGCCACCGCACGGAUGACCAGUUUUACGCAGUCAAAGUCUUACAGAAAAAGGCCAUCCUCAAAAAGAAGGAGGAGAAACACAUCAUGUCAGAGAGGAAUGUGCUGCUAAAGAAUGUCAAGCACCCGUUCCUGGUGGGCCUGCACUACUCUUUCCAAACAGCGGACAAACUCUACUUCAUCUUGGACUACAUCAAUGGAGGCGAGCUGUUCUACCACCUACAGAGAGAACGCUGCUUCCUCGAGCCCAGAGCCAGGUUCUACUCAGCAGAGAUCGCCAGUGCACUGGGCUACCUCCACUCCCUCAACAUCGUCUACAGAGACUUGAAGCCAGAGAACAUCCUGCUGGACUCACAGGGACACAUCAUUCUUACAGAUUUCGGCCUGUGCAAGGAGAACAUCGAGCCCAACGGGACCACGUCGACCUUCUGCGGUACGCCAGAGUAUUUAGCUCCUGAGGUUCUACACAAGCAGCCGUAUGACAGGACGGUAGACUGGUGGUGUUUAGGAGCUGUUCUCUAUGAGAUGCUGUACGGCCUGCCUCCGUUCUACAGCCGCAACACAGCGGAGAUGUACGACAACAUCCUGAACAAGCCGCUGCAGCUGAAACCCAACAUUUCCAACGCAGCCAGACACCUGCUGGAGGGCCUUCUGCAGAAGGACCGAACUAAGAGGCUGGGCUGCACAGAGGACUUUAUUGAAAUUAAGAACCACAUAUUCUUCUCCCCCAUCAACUGGGAUGAGCUCAACGCCAAGAAAAUCACCCCUCCCUUCAACCCCAAUGUGACGGGACCCAACGACCUGCGGCACUUUGAUCCAGAGUUCACAGACGAGCCGGUGCCCAGCUCCAUUGGCUGUUCCCCAGACAGCGCUCUAGUCACAGCCAGCAUCAAAGAGGCUGCUGAGGCCUUCGUGGGCUUCUCCUACGCCCCAUCUAUGGACUCCUACCUAUAGGAUUCAAACAAAGGCACUCAAUGGACACCAAUUCAGAUUUACAGGACAUGAACUGUGGCGUGUCCAUGGACUUGCAUCUUGACUACACUUUACGUUUCCCAUCGGGAUGGUGGACAUUCCCCAACAAACCCCCUGCAACAACUCUGCAUCUGCAAAGAACUGAAACCUGUACUUGCCAUAAUCGCUCCAACUCUUGUAAAAAGACAUGCCACAAGAGUAUGCCUGCCACGAUUAGAUGACUCAUCGGGGUUGUAAUCCUCCAUCUAACCCUGAUCUACUGACGCACAAAUUCUUCAACCUUCCACAAUAGACACAAAAGCUCUGCAGCCUUCAGUAGUCAAUCUCUUACCGGAUAGCGGAGGUCCUUUGCACACAGCUCAGGCAGCUUAAAAGCCAGCCUCGACCCUGAAGCCACAACUGACAAGCACACACGCCAACUUCCACCUUCUCUCAAAAGAGAAAGCCUGGACCGUACUGUACCAGCCCUGACAAGGAUUUCCAUCUUCAUCUAUGUAGCGAACACCUUCCCUCCUUUGAGAUUCUGUCCACCCAUCCACCGGGGAACCCACCUGUUGACUUUGAAUGAGUAGCUUGAAGAUGACGUUCAUUUUUGGUGCUUUAGUUUCUUUUCAUUUCUAUUUGUGUGGUUGAAAAGGGAGCCACUUUAAAGCUGAAUGUUACAGAGGGGGAUGUUUUAUUUUUUCUCUCAAAGGUGCCUUUUAUUUUUUUCUCUACAUCCAAACACAUCUUUUGGGUUUGUCUGCGUCGACCUUAAAGUCACCAAUGUUUCUUGUUGCUCCACGCCUAACUGCAGGCGGGAGGAGCUGUGUUUUUUUAAGUCGCUAGAGAUGAUUGAAGUAGCACCAAAUUUACAAAUUUAACGCACCUGUUUCAGGCUUUAACACGUGAGACGUAGAGAACUCAAAUGAUGUUUCGUAUCUUCAUUUGCACAUAAAACAAUUAAUGGUGGUAGAGAAAGAGAAAGAGAGAGCACAGCUGCUAGUGGAGAAAGAGGAGCAAUGCGUUCAGAGGUGUCUGUGGAGUUCUGCUUGCCAACUGUGUCCCCCUCAUAUAGUCUUCCAUUCGCCUCACAAUAAUGUAACGGCGGCCCGCAGCUGGGCCGACGCCAUCGAAACUGAACAUUCCAUUUUAAUAUUGCUGUAAUGCAGUUUGACGGUAUUUAAGUUUGUUUGUAUAUUUGGAGUUAUGUGUACUAGUUUUAAUGUAUAUUGAACAAAAAAUGACUUAAGGUAUGCUUAAAUAUGUAUAUGUAACAAUACAUGUUAAAUGUUCUGUAAAUUGUAAAAUUGUUUAAGAUUUAUGUGACCAUGUUUGGUUUGCAAUAAAAGUUUAACUUUAUUACACCUAA